AUGUCCCAAGCCGCACAGACCCCCGUCGACAUCACCACGCUGUCCGUGCAGCAACUCUCGGCGCUGCAGGCGCGGCUGUCGCAGGAACUCGAGCACCUGAGCACGUCGUACCAGAGGCUGCGGGCAGCGCAGGCGCGCUUCCGGGACUGCAUCACGAGCAUCAAGGACGGCGUGCAGGGGAGGAGUGCAGAAACACCGCUUCUCAUCCCUCUCACAGCGUCGCUCUACGUCCCCGGCACGUUGGCGGGACCGAAACAGAUCACGUCGUCAUCCUCACCCUCUCAACCGCCCAAAGCCCCCACGGUCAUGGUCGACGUGGGCACGGGCUUCUUUGUCGAAAAAACCCCAACGGACGCCACCAAGUUCUACCAGGGCAAGGUCGAAGAGCUGGCCAAGAACCUCCAGGACAUCGAGAAGGUCGUGGGCGGCAAGACCGAGAGCCUGCGCAUCAUCGAGGACGCCCUGCGCCGCAAGAUGGUCGAGGAACAGCCCAUGCAGUUCGGCGCUGGUGGGCAACAAGGGGCGGCGGCGGCAGCAGCAGUAGCAAGCGGGAGCGGGUCGAAGGGAGCCGGGUAA
Molecule: messenger RNA, 576 nt
Organism: Fonsecaea erecta
Lineage: Eukaryota; Fungi; Ascomycota; Eurotiomycetes; Chaetothyriales; Herpotrichiellaceae
Exons: 2
Coding region: 1-576 (191 amino acids)
Biological process (GO): protein folding; regulation of DNA-templated transcription
Cellular component (GO): cytoplasm; prefoldin complex
Source: RefSeq, a predicted model, not a curated record